UACGUUAUCAUUUUUUUUCAAUCAUGAGGACCUUGAUAUUGAUUAUAUUCUUUAAAUGGCUUACUGCUCAGCCAUCACCCUCAAUUAGUGUUACCUGUGAGGAAUCAGAAGAUGGGAUACCACCGGAAUGGACAGAGAUUCCUCAGGCCAGUCCUUCUCGUCUGCGUGCACUCAAAGUGAAUGUUCUGCCUGAAGACAUGGGGGCUAUUUGGCUGAACAUAAGUUGGGCCAUCAACAUCGACAAAAGCUUUCACAAUCUCAAAGGAACUUGGAUCGAUAUAGGGGGUGAUACAUACCGCUGUCGGUAUGAACCACCUUUGGGAGAAGUUGACCUCAGUGGUCUCGAACAGCUGUGGUUCUAUUACCUUGCACCUGCAAAGCCAGGGCUCCAUCAGAUCAUCACUGCUUUCAAUCUUCCGAGUCCGCCAAUUGGUCAAUAUUCAGAGUUUACGACAUAUAAUGUACCGAACCCUGAGUUGAGUAGGCCUACUUCAAUCCCCACUGUGAUACCCAACUCUGUUACCACCCGUAAUGAUGAUGAGGGGAAACCAGCAAGCCUUCUAAUAGUCUAUCUUGGAUGCCUAACUGGGCUCGUGGCACUGGUGGCCUGCUCUCUCAUUCUGUAUCAAAUUUAUGGAAUGCACUCAAACUCCCACUUCACUGAGCUGCUGAAGGCCCCUGAGGUCCCUGUGUCAGUGCUGGUGGUGUACCCUGCAGAAAACCCUGUCUUCCAGAGAGCUGUGCUAGCUUUUGCUGAGUUCCUCCAGUGGCAUGGUGGCUGCCAGGUGGCUAUCGACAUGUGGCAGCGUGGCAGGCUGGCAGAGCAGGGCCCGAUGCGUUGGCUAGCAGAACAGGCCAAAUCCGCAGCCAGGGUGAUGGUAGUAAGCCCGCAGCCCAACCACUGCCACACUGGCCCAGGGGAACACGCCGUACCAGCCGCAGCUCACGACCUGUUCUCUCUGGUGCUCAACAUGGUGGCAGGCCACGCUCCGAGCCCCAACGAGCUGGCCAAGUUCUGGUUGGUGCACCUGGGCAAGGCCCCGGAGAGGAGCGGCCUACCUGUGGAAUUGACGUCCUGUAGGGAAUUUAGUCUGAUGAGGGACUUGGAGAAACUCUGCAGACACUUGCAUCAGCAGGGCACCAAAAGACCAGGGUUGGCCUAUGGGGAGAAGGCGACAGGGAAGCUGAUGGAGGCUGUGCAGCAGUUAGAGGCAUGGAGGAGUUGAAGAUGGAGCAUGCCUCGUACCAGCGGCAGCACCCAGAGCUCUACGCCAUGAUGGGCGACUUGCAGUUCCUGUUACUAUGAAAACCAAGCGACGUCAUCAUGUUCAGACAGGAGGACUUCUUUGCCUCCCGCCGACCCCCGGGGGGCACCUUCAACACUUCCUCACCUUAAGGACACACACUGUGGCUGCGUCUGUGUCUCAAUAGUCUAGUAGCUUCCUUUCACAUACAUUUUAGAGAGGACAAUACUAUUCUGGUUAACACUUGUCACUAGUAUGUACAGAGACCCUCAAGAUCUAGAGUAUUGAUAAAAUAUGAAUGCUUUUGUGGAUGUUUUGUUUUUUAUUUUGUGAAACUGUUUUUACUGUCUUGUUUGUAUGAGGUGCACUGAAACAAACUCCAAUCAGCUCCGUUGAUAUGGCAAUCGGAAGAGUUACAGUUAUGUCAGUUGGUUUGAAUGAAAAUAGUAUAUUAUUUCAUGUCUUGUACAUUUCCCAUGCUUAAUUUCUGUCACUUUAUCCUCUAGUGGGAAUUCCAGUAACUGCUACUUUGCUUUGGCUCUGAUGUGAUCAACCCAUACAUUUUUUAAGAAUAAAUGUAUAAAAUAUA
This is a messenger RNA of Coregonus clupeaformis (lake whitefish), 1833 nucleotides long. Its product is annotated as interleukin-17 receptor B. The transcript has 9 exons. The coding region runs from base 24 to 1226 and encodes 400 amino acids. Gene Ontology annotation, molecular function: interleukin-17 receptor activity. The record is from RefSeq and is a predicted model, not a curated record. NCBI's taxonomy places the organism in Eukaryota, Metazoa, Chordata, Actinopteri, Salmoniformes, Salmonidae.